Messenger RNA from Aureobasidium melanogenum CBS 110374, 1044 nucleotides. RefSeq lists its product as uncharacterized. Bases 1 to 1044 code for a protein of 347 amino acids. NCBI's taxonomy places the organism in Eukaryota, Fungi, Ascomycota, Dothideomycetes, Dothideales, Saccotheciaceae. The record is from RefSeq and is a predicted model, not a curated record. The transcript has a single exon.
AUGGCUUCGUCCUCUACAGCCCCAGGCUCUGGCAACUUCACUGCCAACCCUAUGUUCCAGCUCACACGUAAAGAGUUUGAACAACAUGAAGUCUGGCAAGCGUACAAGGGAUAUCUCCGGGCUUUUGAUAGUCAAGACCGAAACUUCGAUAACUUCUAUCAGCUAUGUCUUCGCUUUGGCUACGUUCCCAGUCUCGACACGAUCAAUUGGAUCAUUAGAGAGUCCAACCUCAUCGACAUCAGCCGCCGUCUUCAGUUUCCAGUCUUUGCCUUCAUGCAGGAGUUCCAAUUUGUCAUGCACGUUGCGCAUGACACUAAUCAACCACGAAUCCUCAUCGCCCAUGUUCAUACCGAUGAAGGACCGUGUCCUAUCUGGGCUGGCUGGUCGUCGCUCGAUGAAGAAGAGCUUUCCGACGCUGAGGAGAGUUCCAAACCUAAGAAGAAAAAGAAGAAGGCUGUGGCUAAGAAGGACCCUGAGACUCAGAACGAUUCCGAGGCUCAGAAGAAGUCCAAGGCUAAGAUGAAGCUCUACCUCCAACCCUAUACAGACGAAUCUGGACCAGGCGAAGCCAACAUUCCAGAAGAGUACCGUGCUGCUUUCAAGUGGGAGGAACCAUUCGAAGUGCUCUUCAACAUGGGCAAGUACGAGGCGAACCAUAAGAAUGCUGGAAUCCAGAACACCAUCCUUCUUGGCGUCGCCAAAGUCUUGACCCGCUUCCCAGGUCUGGUCAAACCACCUCCUGGUCAGGAGAACAGCGGUCCUUGGCUCAUGAUGCGCGCUGCGUUCUCCAAACGUCCAUUUGAUAUCCGCGAACUUCCAUCGGCAGUGAGUCCUUGGUGGGGCGGACACGACACGCUCAUCUCGGGCCCAAACACUUAUGCCGAAAAUCAUGCCAAUCACCCUCCCGGUUCCCAAGGCUGGAAGCGCUAUCUAGUCAUGAAGGCCGAGAAGAAGGUCGAGGACGCAAAAAAGAAGGUCGAGAAUGCCAAAUUGAAUCUUGAGGACGCAAAAAAGGAGGCCGAGGAGGCCGAACAGAAGGCGUAG